Messenger RNA from Rangifer tarandus platyrhynchus (Svalbard reindeer), 1002 nucleotides. Lineage: Eukaryota; Metazoa; Chordata; Mammalia; Artiodactyla; Cervidae. The record is from the annotation of a GenBank genome assembly.
AUGGGUGCCCAGUUCUCCAAGACCGCCGCGAAGGGAGAAGCCACCACGGAGAGGCCCGGGGAGGCGGCUGUGGCCUCGUCGCCUUCUAAAGCGAAUGGGCAGGAAAAUGGCCACGUGAAGGUAAACGGCGACGCUUCUCCCGCGGCCGCCGAGCCCGGCGCCAAGGAGGAGCUGCAGGCCAACGGCAGCGCCCCGGCUGCCGACAAGGAGGAGCCCGCAGCCGCCGGGAGCGGGGCGGCGUCGCCCGCCGCGGCCGAGAAGGAUGAGCCGGCCGCCGCUGCCCCCGACGCCGGGGCCAGCCCCGCGGAGAAGGAGGCCCCCGUGGAGGGCGAGGCCGCCGAGCCCGGCUCACCCACGGCCGCCGAGGGGGAGGCCGCCUCUGCCGCCUCCUCGACGUCUUCGCCGAAGGCUGAGGACGGGGCCACGCCCUCGCCCAGCAACGAGACCCCGAAAAAAAAAAAGAAGCGCUUUUCCUUCAAGAAGUCUUUCAAGCUGAGCGGCUUCUCCUUCAAGAAGAACAAGAAGGAGGCAGGAGAGGGCGGUGAGGCCGAAGGGGCCGCCGGCGCCUCCGCCGAGGGCGGCAAGGACGAGGCCUCUGGGGGCGCCGCUGCGGCCGCCGGCGAGGCGGGUGCGGCCCCCGGGGAGCCGGCAGCGGCGCCAGGCGAGGAGGCGGCCGCGGGCGAGGAGGGGGCGGCGGGGGGCGACCCGCAGGAGGCCAAGCCCGAGGAGGCUGCCGUUGCGCCCGAGAAGCCGCCCGCCAGCGAGGAGGCGAAGGCCGUCGAGGAGCCCAGCAAGGCCGAGGAGAAGGCAGAAGAGGCCGGGGCCAGCGCGGCCGGCUGCGAGGCGCCCUCGGCCGCCGGGCCCGGCGUGCCCCCAGAGCAGGAGGCGGCCCCCGCGGAGGAGGCGGCGGCCGCCCCGGCGUCGUCAGCCUGCGCAGCCCCCUCACAGGAGGCCCAGCCCGAGUGCAGUCCGGAAGCGCCCCCAGCGGAGGCAGCAGAGUAA